Molecule: messenger RNA, 1143 nt
Organism: Symbiodinium natans
Lineage: Eukaryota; Dinophyceae; Suessiales; Symbiodiniaceae
Source: the annotation of a GenBank genome assembly
AUGGCUGAUUUAUCCUCCCAAGCAUUUCCGGUGAACACCCCAAAGUUUUGGGGAAAUGAGAAGGAACUGGUGGCGAAGUGCAUUGAGACGGGCUGGAUCUCCUCGGAAGGUCCUGCUGUGAAGGAUUUCGAAGGCAAGCUAGCUGCGAGAUGUCAGCGGAGGCAUGGCAUUGCAUGUGCCAACGGAACGGCCGCCUUGGACAUAGCAGUGCAGGCUCUCGGGCUGGGGCAAGGUGAUGAGGUCAUCCUGCCGACCUUCUGCAUAAUCUCCUGUAUCAAUCAGAUUGUACGUGGCGGCUCCACGCCGGUUCUGAUUGACUCAGAUGACACCUUCAACAUGGAUGUGUCCCAGAUCGCAGCCAAACUCACACCGAAGACAAAGGCUAUCCUUUGUGUUCACACUUACCACUUUCCUGUCGACAUGGCGCCGGUCAUGGCUCUUGCGAAGGAGAGGGGCUUGAAGGUCAUUGAAGACGCCGCCGAGAUGAUAGGCCAGACCUGUGCAGGAAAGCCUUGUGGAUCAUUCGGUGACAUCAGCACCAUGAGCUUCUACCCCAACAAACACAUCACGACAGGUGAAGGCGGAAUGGUUCUUUGUGACGAUCCUGAGCUGGCAGAGAGGUGCCGCAAGCUUCGAAAUCUCUGCUUCGAUCCCAAGAAGAGGCGUUUCGUCCACGAGGAGCUGGGCUGGAACUACAGAAUGACGAACUUGCAGGCUGCCCUGGGGCUCGGGCAGCUGGAGUUCUUGGAUGCCGCUGUGCUUCGGAAACGUGAGAUUGGACAGCUCUACAGCAAUCUGCUGAAGGGCUGUCCAGGUCUGGUGCUUCCGCCCGAUCUAAACAAGAACGAGAAGAACAUAUACUGGGUUUAUGGCGUCGAGCUACAGCCCUCUGUUCCUGCUGAUGCAGAAGAAGUCAUGCGUCGGCUGGCAGACGCGAAGGUGGGCACGAGACCAUUCUUCUGGCCGAUGCAUGAGCAGCCAGUGUUCCUCCAGAUGGGCCUCUUCAAAGGUCUCAGCUUCCCUGUGGCUGAGCGAAUCGCAAGAAAAGGCUUCUACAUACCAAGCGGCCUUGCGUUGACAAAUGAGGAAGUCACGGAGGUCGCACGGCGCGUUCGAGCGGUCAUGGAAGGGCUGUCGGGCUGA